Messenger RNA from Arabidopsis arenosa, 1537 nucleotides. NCBI's taxonomy places the organism in Eukaryota, Viridiplantae, Streptophyta, Magnoliopsida, Brassicales, Brassicaceae. The record is from the annotation of a GenBank genome assembly.
ACCUAAAGAUUGAAGCUUUUUCUUCUGGGUUUGUGUAAAGUUUCCACCUUUCGUCUUCUUUCUGAUCUGUGAGAAGAAAUGGGACAACAGCAAUCUAAAGGGGAAUUGCUGUAUCAGCAAGUGAGUUAUGGUAACUCUGAAGGAAUUCGAACUCUUCAUCGAGAUGGUGGAGACCUUGAGUGGAUGGAUAGAGAAGGAAAAACUGCGUUGAUCUUGGCUUGUAUGAACUCGGAGCUAUAUGAUGUUGCUAAAACUUUGAUUGAGUUGGGUUCUAAUGUUAAUGCUUACCGUCCUGGUCGUAAUGCUGGGACUCCUCUGCACCAUGCUGCAAAAAGAGGUCUUGAGAACACUGUUAAGUUACUUCUUUCGCACGGUGCAAAUCCACUUGUUCUCAAUGAUGAUUGUCAGACACCACUUGAGGUCGCUAGAGUCAAAGGGUUCAGCAAUGUCGUACGUGCAAUUGAGAAACAUAUCUGCUUGUUCUCGGGUUGGAUGCGUGAAUUUUACGGCCCUACCUUUCUCGACUUAUUUGCUCCGCAGCUUCUUUCAAGAAGAGUAUGGGUAGUCAUCGUACCUACUGGUUCAAGAAACCCUACAAAGCCUUUCAAAUUGGAGCUGGUUGUGUAUGCUAGUCUGCAGGAUGCACAGCCACGCACGGUGAUGCCUUUGUGGAAAGCAAACUUGGAAGAACCAAAAGCAAAGCAGUCCGAUACUUCAGUGAUGAUCGUUGAUAACUCCACAAUCCCAAGCCGCAGGAUGAAGAAACGCAGGGUCUGCGCCUCCCACGGGAGACGUAGGCCUCAAGUAGUUAGGCAAACACGUCUUAAACUCGCACCUGCGACUGAAGGUGACAGCCAACAGCUGAAGUGGUUUUGUGAUGCAUGUAAAGGAAUUCCACAGCCGAUGCAUCAACCGGUCUUCCUCCAAACAGCACCAUCUGCUCCACCACCACCAUCAGAAGAUGAACUAGCCAUGGCAAUGAACGCCUCACUUCACACUACUAUGAGUGACCCAUCAAAUCUCAAUCACUAUUCCAUCGGUCAAGCAAGUUCCUCAUCCGGUCCAAGCUCAUCAACCGCACCUCCCUCAGGAAAAGCAAGCGCCUUUGCUUUCAAUAGCCAUGGAAUUGGCAUUGUCCUAGAAUCUUCACCAUCAGCUCCUCCAUUGACAGAUGAUCAUAUAUCAACUGUAGACGAAGGUCCAAUUCAUUACCCAUCGAUCGAUUCAACACCCGUCGAUCUCCCAUCUGCUUCUUCUCUUCCAGCUUCAACAGAAGGUGAAAGGAAAGAAGAUGGGAGCACUGGAACAUGUGCGAUAUGUCUAGAUGCUCCAUCUGAAGCAGUCUGUGUCCCGUGUGGACAUGUCGCGGGAUGUAUGUCUUGCUUGAAGGAGAUCAAAUCCAAGAAUUGGGGAUGUCCCGUCUGUCGCGCCAAGAUCGAUCAGGUUAUUAAGCUGUACCGUGUGUGAAAACAGGUACAAACUCCAUGGGAUUAUCUCUAUGCUCCAUUGUCUGUGAGAUUAAACUUUUUCAACUAUU